ACCCUUACCCCACAUCUGUUUCUUCCCCACCGAACCGGGAUUAUCAUCAGUAUGGCCAGCAUUAAUGUCGAAAACGCGAGCAUCCUUGACAAACCGCACGAGUAUCAUGUGCCGUCGGAGCUCCCCCUCGGGGUCCGGGCGUAUAAGAUGGCCGAGCUUGCACUGCGCACCCUGAGGGAAGAGAAACUCGAACUCGGUUCCGCACGGAACCAUGCGGCGAUGGAACAGGGCUACACGCUUGCGAGGCAAGCGGCAGAGGAAGUGCGAGUGGCUUUGUUAGCGAAGCAAGAACCUGGGGCAAACUUAGACAUUAACGAACAAGUCAGAGCUGCAGUUGACGUGCUGCAUAGAAUAGCGACGCUCUCAAUGGACCGAAGAAUGGCUUUCCGCCUCCAAGAAGCAGUAGAAGAAUUCGAUCGGGAAGCCCACGCAGAGUCACCAACUUGUGGCACGCAUCUCAGACGGUUGUCUUCUCUGACAAGGCGUGCCGAACAUCCACAGUCACCGAAGCAAGAGCAGUGACUCCACUGGGAGAGGGUUCUCAUGUACAGCAUAUAUGUUGAUUAUAUGAUACCAGAUAUCCAAGUUCAAGAUCAUGGUGGCAGCCCAGCAGAUGUCGAUCGAGAACCUCGAUUUGACGUCGGGCAUUUGAAAAGGAAGGUGAUUGCAUCAGUGGUUUUGCUCCCCGGGAGGCUGGACGCGAUGAGAACCGUCGAGAUGUGAAUGGCCAAGGACCCAAUCCCUCUAGGUCGGUGGGAUAGAUCUGGAAAGGAAGCUCUGGAAUCUAUUCCCACAAACGUGCGAAGAUGUAAAGGAUAGAAACGCAAUAUCAGUCCCUCAGUCGCUCACGCCGCUCCGUAUGCAGGUGGUCGCUCUUCCUGCCCGUUCGCCGCUUCGGCCUGGUUCGGCGUCUGUCCAGUCGACGGUGUCUCACCUCUGCCAUCGCUUGCUGGGGUGCCACUAUCUUGCCAGUUGGCAAGCAGUACAUCACGUGCUGUGCAUGUCUCU
Dacryopinax primogenitus is the source of this 1008-nucleotide messenger RNA. RefSeq lists its product as uncharacterized. Bases 52 to 522 code for a protein of 156 amino acids. The record is from RefSeq and is a predicted model, not a curated record. The transcript is spliced from 3 exons. NCBI's taxonomy places the organism in Eukaryota, Fungi, Basidiomycota, Dacrymycetes, Dacrymycetales, Dacrymycetaceae.